This is a messenger RNA of Acomys russatus (golden spiny mouse), 848 nucleotides long. RefSeq names its product membrane anchored junction protein (gene Majin). Gene Ontology annotation, biological process: homologous chromosome pairing at meiosis; meiotic attachment of telomere to nuclear envelope. The record is from RefSeq and is a predicted model, not a curated record. Bases 7 to 771 code for a protein of 254 amino acids. The transcript has 10 exons. Gene Ontology annotation, molecular function: DNA binding. Lineage: Eukaryota; Metazoa; Chordata; Mammalia; Rodentia; Muridae. Gene Ontology annotation, cellular component: nuclear inner membrane.
GAAACAAUGAGUUUAAAACCAUUCACCUACCCAUUUCCAGAGAUAAGGUUUCUUCAUGCAGGACCCAAUGUGUAUAAGUUCAAAAUCAGAUAUGGCGACAGUAUCAGAGGAGAAGAAAUCGAGGCUAAGGAAGUCAUCAUCCAGGAACUAGAGGAUUCUGUCCGUGUAGUCUUGGCAAACAUGGAUAACCUGCAGCCGUUUGUUACAGAGCACUUCAUUGUGUUCCCCUAUAAAAGUAAGUGGGAGAGAGUUUCCCACCUGAGAUUUAAACAUGGAGAGGUCACCCUGACCCCCUAUCCAUUUGUUUUUACUCUCUAUGUAGAGAUGAAAUGGUUUGCUGAAAACCUGCCUUCAGGGAAACCAACAGACGAUAUUCCUCUUGAGUUGGUCCUAGCUGAGAAGGAUGCAGAAGAAGCUGCAAUGAAGAAACAAAAACUCAUGAAAGAACCCAGCCCCCGAGGCAGGCUACAGCCACACAGAGCCAAGACAGAGCCUUGUAGUGAAGAUCCCAAACGUAAGAAGGCACUGAAGGCAACCAAGAGGAGCAGGGAAGGAGAAGCCCAGCAGGAAUAUCAGGACGCCCCAGCUUCUGAUGCCACUGAUGUCCAGGAACAAGAUGCUAAGUUGGAACACAGCCUGCCGGGGCUGGCUGUGCCUCCGCUGCAACAUUGCAAUCCACCACCACUGAAAGAGGCAGGAGCCAGUGGCCUCUUUGGGUUUCUAAGCACUCUCUUCCCGUUUCGGUAUUUCUUCAGGAAGAGCAGUCAGUGAGCCAUCCAGGCACCACAGCAUGGGCCGUGGGUCCCGGGUCCCGUCGGAAAGAGGAUUUUCUCCUGCAAUGACUCCUC